CAAAAACAGACAAACGUCAAAAAGGGUGCUUUCUCGACAGCUUCGACUCUCGUUUUCGAAAAAAAGUCGUCUUUGUGCCAAUUUGUGAUUGUUUUUGAGGAACAAAAAUAUUUUCGUUCUAAUUCACGUAACCAUCGGAAGUGUCCCUCCGUGAUCAGUAUGAGCCAACCGCGCCCAAACGAGGAAAAGAUGGACAUCGACAGCGAGGUGGAUCUAUCGGCUGCCGGUGGAUCCGGCUCCAGUGCAACCGGUUCUGCUGCUGCUGCUGCUACAUCGAUUAGUGGUGCUGUGCCACCGUCCGCUGUACCGCCUACAAAACCGUCCUCUUCCGGCGAAUCGCGGAACGUUAUGGCCGGAAGCGCAACGGUUCCCUCGGUUACCUGCUCGCUCCAUCCACUGGUGAUUAUGAACAUUUCCGAUCACUGGACCAGAAUCCGCGCCCAGAAGGGAUUCAAAUCGCAGGUGUAUGGGGCUCUAAUUGGGAAGCAGAAGGGCAGGAACAUUGAAGUGAUGAACUCGUUUGAGCUGAAGUUCGAUCUGGUCGACGACGAGGUGCACAUUUUGAUGGAUUAUUACAACACCAAGGAGGAACAAUACAAACAAGUUUUCAGCGAUCUGGAUUUCUUGGGAUGGUACACGACUGGGUCAGUUCCAUCCGAGAAGCACAUCAAUAUCCACAAACAAAUUUGUCAGAUCUAUGAGUGCCCGAUUAUGAUGCUGCUCGAUCCUACCAGCCGUAACAUGAAUCAGUUGCCCAUCUCACUCUACGAAUCGGUGAUCGAUAUUGUGCAAGGGGAUGCUGCUAUGCUCUUUGUACCCUUAACCUACACUUUGGCCACGGAGGAAGCCGAGCGGAUUGGGGUGGACCAUGUGGCGCGCAUGUCAACGAACGAUUCGGACGAAAAUUCUACGGUGGCGGAACAUUUGCUGGCUCAGCACAGCGCCAUCAAAAUGCUCCAUUCGCGGAUCAAGAUCGUGCUGGCGUACAUCAAGGCCGUGGAAAGUGGCCAGCUGGAGGCGAAUCAGGAGAUUCUUCGCGGUGCUUACUCGUUGAGUCGCCGGCUGCCGGUCAUUCAGAACCCGUCGUUCAAAGAGGAAUUUUAUACGCAAUCCAAUGACGUCGGCCUGAUCACAUAUCUCGGUGCACUGACCAAGGUUUCCAACGAUAUGAACCAACUGGUGAAUAAGUUUAACGUUCUGUACGAUCGCCAAGGCAUGGGAAGAAGGAUGCGGGGCCUUUUCUUUUAAGUUUGACAUUUCUUUCCACAAAGGUAAAUAUGCACCUAAUUGAACUCACUAAUGAGUAUAAUGGAUAUUUCUGCGUUCUUUAUUGAAUACAACUUCUCAUUUAAAUGAUACACCGAGCACAGCCGAA
Molecule: messenger RNA, 1375 nt
Organism: Aedes aegypti (yellow fever mosquito)
Lineage: Eukaryota; Metazoa; Arthropoda; Insecta; Diptera; Culicidae
Gene: CSN6
Product: COP9 signalosome complex subunit 6
Exons: 3
Coding region: 160-1248 (362 amino acids)
Biological process (GO): protein deneddylation
Cellular component (GO): COP9 signalosome
Molecular function (GO): protein binding; metallopeptidase activity
Source: RefSeq, a predicted model, not a curated record